AUGAUUUGUAAGGUAAGAACCUAAUUUAAACAUAAGGGUCAUUUGCUUUUGUUUUCACUCUGGAUAAUUGAUCCUGCUUUAUAAAUGCAAUCUCAAGGAAAUCAGAAAGUAUAAUGCAAUGACCACUUGACUUAUUGAAAUCUAAAUUAAACAUCUUUAUAAUUUCUCCGUGACUUUUUAAGGGAUAUUUAUCUUAAUAUAUUUGUUAUGCUCUUGCUUAAUGGGAUGGCAUGGAGAAUUUUCUCUGGACAAUCUCUUGUGUUUUUAUAUCUUUUUUCAUUGUCACUAUUUUAUGUAUUCUGUGCUUACAAUGCAAAGUGCCUGAGACACAUUUGUAUUAACAGGCACUAAAAUAAAAUCCUUGAAUCCCUGAGCGAUUUGCACUGCUGCCUCAUAUCCUCGGACAGCUGAGCUCAAAUCCUAAAAGCAAAAUUAUUACAUCCUCAUCCUUCCCAAAGCUGCAAAUUUCCAUUUGAUUGUUUAUUCUCAAAUAGCAAAGUAUAGGAGUGAAUGUUUCAGGUGUCAGACAGGUGUGUCGUGUUCAAGGUUUGAUCUUGGCAUAUGCUCAGCCACUAACCUGUAUUGGAAUUGAAGGGACUGGAAAAUGAAGGAAUAGCAAUGUGAAGUGACAUGAUGUGAAACCACGCAAGGUAACCUGUUAAUUUAAUUUCUGAUGCUAACUUUCAACAGUUGACCAUGAAGGCCAUCUUUUUUAUGGUGUGUCAGGCUCUUUGCCUUUACCUCAUCGUGUGUAUUGACAGUCGUCUGGACUUCAAGUGGCAGGUUUGGAAGAAGACCCACGGCAAACAGUACAAGAAGGCAAGUGAGCUGCAAAAAAGAACAAUAUGGGAAGAGAACUUGAGGAAAAUUAAUGCCCACAACUUGCAGUACAAGAGAGGAAAAACAACCUUUAAGUUGGGAAUGAACCAGUUUGGAGAUCUAACAUCUUCAGAGUUUGCCAGUAUGCUGAGUUCCUAUUCUGUGAAGCACGUGAGGGAUGGCACACUGUCUGCCACCGACCUGCGGAGUGCUGCCAGUAAGCUGAACCUCACCAGUAUCGAUUACAGGACACUGGGGUACGUCACACCCGUCCAAGACCAGGGAUAUUGUGGCUGCUGUUGGGCAUUCAGUGCUGCUGGAGCAAUAGAGGGGCAAACCUUCAAUAAAACGGGCAAGCUGAUACCACUGAGCAAGCAGAAUCUCUUGGAUUGUGCAGAGUAUCUGGGGAACCAGGGCUGCUCAGGCGGUAGGCCCUCUCUGGCCUUCCAGUACGUGAUCGACAAUGGAGGAAUUCAGGCUGAGGCGACCUAUCCCUACACAAUGGCAGUUGGGUCCUGUCGUUUCAACAGCAGCAAGGUUGCUGCCACUGUAGCAAAUUACAAGUACCUCCCAAUUGGCAAUGAGCAGGCUUUGGCAGAUGCCCUGGCAACCAUCGGGCCAAUCUCAGUGGUCAUAGAUGCCACUCAGAUAAGCUUCCAGUUCUACCUGUCUGGAAUCUACAAUGAUCCAAAGUGCUCCGUAAAUAACUUAAGUCAUGCCGUGCUGGCAGUCGGCUAUGGGUUCCAAGGAAGUAGUAAUUACUGGAUUAUCAAAAACAGCUGGGGCACCAUGUGGGGCGUCAAUGGCUACCUGAUGCUGGCCAAGGACAAAAACAACGCCUGUGGAAUCAGCCAGUAUGGUGCUGUCCCUUUUGUCUGAGACAUGUGACUGGCUCCCUUUGUGUUCCUCUGAUUUGAGUGCAGUCGUAAGCUGGACUCUCAUCAUUGGAGUUGUGUACAAUUAGGAAUCUGGGGUGUGGGACGUGGUGGAAUGUGAGCGGCACUAAUGGGAGCAAAAAUGAAAACAGGCUGAUAAACACACACACUGUCAUGGAUGGCUAAAUAAAAAGUCAGGCAUAAUAAUGGCUAAUUAGAGUUAGAAGGACAUUUGUGUGGAGGGAGCCAAGUGAUUAUUUUGUAGUUCUGUGUCAGUUGACUAGCCACAAGCAUUUUAUAGUAAUUAAUUCCUAAACAAGUCAUAAAUCUGAACUGAUAUGAUUUGCCAGUACUCAUUCUUCAUGUACGCAGAACGAAUCCAAUUGUAAAUUUAAAUAAAGUUUUCUCUUCAAAA
This is a messenger RNA of Erpetoichthys calabaricus (reedfish), 2109 nucleotides long. RefSeq names its product procathepsin L-like. The coding region runs from base 697 to 1698 and encodes 333 amino acids. Gene Ontology annotation, biological process: immune response. Gene Ontology annotation, cellular component: lysosome. Lineage: Eukaryota; Metazoa; Chordata; Cladistia; Polypteriformes; Polypteridae. The transcript is spliced from 7 exons. Gene Ontology annotation, molecular function: cysteine-type endopeptidase activity. The record is from RefSeq and is a predicted model, not a curated record.